AGACGCACUUCCCGCCUUCGCCUAGGUCUGCACCGCCACCGCCGCCCUCUCCCGCGCGUCCCUCACCCGGUCCGCCACUGCCGCGCCUCAGAAUCCGAAGGCUCGGUUCCAGCGCAGCCAUCCACGCCGCCGCCACGACCGACUCCGGAGCCACGCGCUGCAACCGCCACCAACGCCUUGCCGCCGCCGCUCGCCCGCCGCCCACCAUGGCCCAGCAGCAAACAGGUAGCAGGAAACGGAAAGCGCCCGCGGUCGAGGCGGACGCCGAGAGCUCGCCGUCGCAGGGCUUGGCGGCAGCGGACGGUGAGGGGCCGCUGCUACUCAAGAGGCAGAGGCGGCCGGCGACGUAUCGCUCGAUGGCGCACUAUCUGAAGGUUCGGGAGGUAGGCGGGUGGGGCCCCGCCAGGCUCCAGGGCUUCGAUGGCGAGCUGCGGGGCUACGCGGUACAGAGGCUGCCCGAGCUGCUGACGGAGCGCCAACUGGAGCUGGGCACGGUCAACAAGGUGUUCGCGUCACAGUGGCUGAACUCCAGGCAGGUGGUGUGCGGCACCAAGUGUAACACGCUUUUCGUGGUGGACGUGGAGUCAGGCCACAUCGCGCGCAUUCCCCUCUUGCGGGACAGUGAGGCCAGGCUGGCCCAGGACCAACAGGGCUGCGGCAUCCAUGCCAUCGAGCUGAAUCCCUCCAAGACGCUUCUGGCCACCGGCGGCGAAAACCCCAACAGCCUGGCCAUCUACCAGCUGCCCUCCCUGGAUCCCCUGUGCCUGGGCGACCGCCAUGGCCACAAGGACUGGAUCUUCGCCGUCGCCUGGCUGAGUGACACCGUAGCCGUGAGCGGCUCCCGCGACGGCACUGUGGCGCUGUGGCGGAUGGACCCGGACAAGUUCGAUGACACUGUUGCCUGGCAUAGCGAGGUGGGUCUCCCCGUAUAUGCCCACAUCCGUCCGAGGGAUGUGGAGGCCAUCCCCAGGGCCAUCAUCAACCCCAGUAACCGCAAGGUGCGGGCCCUGGCCUGCGGCGGCAAGAACCAGGAACUGGGAGCGGUGUCCUUGGACGGCUACUUCCACCUGUGGAAAGCCGGGAGCGCACUAUCCAGGCUGCUGUCCAUCAGGCUGCCCUACUUCCGGGAUAAUGUGUGCCUGACCUACUGUGAUGAUAUGUCUGUGUACGCCGUGGGCUCCCAUUCCCACGUCUCUUUCCUGGAUCUGCGCCAGGACCAGCAGAACAUCCGGCCCCUGUGUUCUCGAGAGGGUGGCACAGGCGUGCGGUCGCUGAGCUUCUACCGCCACAUCAUCACUGUGGGCACCGGUCAGGGCUCCCUGCUCUUCUAUGACGUCCGGGCCCAGAAAUUCCUGGAGGAAAGAGCCUCCGCCACCCUGGAGUCCUCUUCGGGACCUGCAAGGAGGAAGCUCAGGCUUGCCUGUGGCAGAGGCUGGCUCAACCACAAUGAUUUCUGGGUGAAUUACUUUGGUGGCAUGGAAGUGUUUCCCAAUGCGCUCUACACCCACUGCUACAACUGGCCUGAGAUGAAGCUCUUUGUGGCUGGGGGGCCUCUCCCUGCAGGCCUCCAUGGGAACUAUGCAGGCCUCUGGAGCUAAGGAUGACCGCCUUGUACUCCAGGUGGAACCAGCCCAGCUUAAUUUGUACUCCUCCAAGCAGAGAGAGUGAGUGGUCCUUUGGUCAAUGAAAACUUGGCUUUAAGACUUUUUGACUCCUUUCCAACACCAUCUUUUGGAAUUUUCAUACAAAGAAAUUUGGUUAAUCGUUAAUCUUUAGUUGCAUUCUCUCUUUGAGUGAUUCAUACAUUCUGUUUCUUUAAGAAGAUGCAGUCAUGGUCUUUCAGUUAUGUAUAUUUGUUUUCCUUGUUUUUCCUCGUUACCAAUAUUACAACAGCAUUGUUUUCAGUUAUUUUUCAUUGCAGAUACGAAGAGAAAAUUUUCUAGUAAGCAAGGUGUUCCUACAUCUUUUCUGGAGAGCUUACCAUAGUUUUAUAGCAUUGUUCAAUUGGAAAAGUACAUUCCAAGUUCUAGAUUACCUACGUUUGGAAACACUUAAUUUACAAAUUGUGAUCUUAGUGUAUAUAGUUUUUACGUUGUUGGUGCUAAAGUGCUUUUUUGAAGUUUAUUCUCUUUCAAAAUAAGUUAUCAUAGAAUCUUGUGCUUGUAUCAAACUCCUAAUUGGUCGGAACACUUUAGGAGUGCAGGGGUUCUGCUUCAUUGCAUUUUCAGAAUUAACCUGAAAGUUGAAACAACCAUUUUUUUUUAUUUCAAAACUUAUUUAAGUUGUUAUCACCUGUCCUUAAAUAGAUAAAAGAAUGUGUAUUUUUUCACUUGUUGCCUUAGUACUAUCAAGACUUGUGAAUAUAUUUGAAUGUAUGUUGUUUGAAAAACUUGCACAGGGCAUUGGAGCCAUCAUGAAAAGCAGGAAAUGUAAACGUGGAAUGUAUGGCAGGCUGGGCAGAAUGUAUACUGAUCCAGGGUAUAGACUAGAUAUUUUUGCUGUUGCUGUUUUUAUUAUAAAAUGUUAUAUUUGAGGAUAUUUAACAUUUUCCAAUUCUGCUUAAGAGGUAAUUCACAAUAAAAAAAACAAAGACCAAAAAUAGCACAUUCUGAAAAAAAGAUUCUUAAUAAGAUUUUAUUUUGUGAAGUUCAAAGAUUCUUUCCUAAAGUAUAACGUGUUGUUAAAAAGUAGUGGUGUUAUAACUCUCAAUGUAAUAGUAUGCAAUAUCAAGAACACAGGAAGUUCGUUUCAAGAUAGGUGAGAUUUAAAAUAAAUAGGAUGAGGUUGAAGAAAAGUAUAUUGGAGCGCAGAUAAAUAUAAAUUGUGGACUGCUAUGAAAACAGGUUGUACUUCUCCAUAUGUGAGACUACUGGAAGUGAGAAGCAAUAUUUGUCAUUUCUAAAACUGGCCAGGCUGUGCUGACCCAGGAUUAGUAAUUUGUUAUGUCUGUUUUCCCUUAGAUGUUUGGGCACUCAGAUGCUAUCUUGGUGCACACACACAACAUUGCUGUUCAGUCACAAAUCCGAACAACUUAAUAUAAUAAAUUGUACUAAAAGUCAUUUAAGAAAUACCAAAAAGUAAGCUUUUGUUUCUAACCAUUGUUAUAAAGGCUAAUAUAAUUGUUGUUAUAUAGCAGUAAGAUAUAUUUGUGUGCAUGCGUCUCCAAGUCAGUUGUAAAUGUCUUGAGAACAGAGAAUACAAUUGUCAUCUUUAUAUUGCCUCAUUUCUCCACUAAUACUUAGCAAAUAAAAGGCAAUAAGUAAAUAUGUACUGGUUGAAUGCCUCUGGAGACCUAGAGUUUAAAGUUUUAAGUCAAUAAAUAAAUAAAUAUUUACUCUUAAAUAA
Messenger RNA from Homo sapiens (human), 3345 nucleotides. It is a transcript of the gene DCAF12L1, whose product is annotated as DDB1 and CUL4 associated factor 12 like 1. Bases 207 to 1598 code for a protein of 463 amino acids. Lineage: Eukaryota; Metazoa; Chordata; Mammalia; Primates; Hominidae. The transcript has 2 exons. The record is from RefSeq and is marked reviewed.